Messenger RNA from Macrosiphum euphorbiae (potato aphid), 522 nucleotides. NCBI's taxonomy places the organism in Eukaryota, Metazoa, Arthropoda, Insecta, Hemiptera, Aphididae. The record is from the annotation of a GenBank genome assembly.
AUGGUAGUUGAACGAAGACGAUUAGGAGUUGGUGUAUUGGAUGAUUGUAUAUAUGCAGUUGGUGGAGGAGAUGACAAAAAUUCAUUAAAUAGUGUUGAGGUUUUUGAUGUCAGUAAUCAAAAAUGGAGAUUGGUAGCUAGUAUGUCCACUGGAAGAUGGGAUUUUGGUGUUGGUGUACUCAAUAAUUUAUUAUACGUGGUUGGGGGUGGUAGUAAUGGUAAAUGUUUGAGAUCUGUGGAAUAUUAUGAUCCCACGCUUGACACAUGGACACCAGUUGCAGAUAUACCGAGUGAUGGAGUUUGGUCGUCUGUAGCUGAUAUGGAAAUAUGCCGAUUUCGUCCUGGAGUAGUGGCAUUAGAUGGGUUAUUGUAUGUUAUGGGUGGAGAAUCUGAUGAACAUAUCAAUGAUACUGUAGAAAUUUACAACCCCAAAACCAAUACUUGGACCAUGGAGAGAUUGUCAAGAAAUGGAGUACAAAUUUAUGGUGGAGUAGUUGUUGAUAGACCACAUCAUUAUCAUUAA